Mauremys reevesii (Reeves's turtle) is the source of this 6280-nucleotide messenger RNA. It is a transcript of the gene PPP1R26, whose product is annotated as protein phosphatase 1 regulatory subunit 26. NCBI's taxonomy places the organism in Eukaryota, Metazoa, Chordata, Testudines, Geoemydidae. The transcript is spliced from 7 exons. The record is from RefSeq and is a predicted model, not a curated record. The coding region runs from base 336 to 4409 and encodes 1357 amino acids. Gene Ontology annotation, molecular function: protein phosphatase inhibitor activity. Gene Ontology annotation, biological process: negative regulation of phosphatase activity.
CAGGGGAGGAAGCGCCGCCCGGCGCCCGCCCCUGCACCAGCUCGGCGGGCAGCGGCCGGAGCAGGCGGGAGCCGCGCCCCGGGGCCCACGCCGCGGCCCGCUCCCCCAGCGCCCCCACCCCGGGGCCCGGCGGCAGGGGAAUCUCCUUCAGGAAGGCAAAACUCAGUGUGCCUGGCCAUUCUUGGGCAUUGAAGGUACCGUGGCACUGUUUGUGGGCCAUCUACUUUGCAGUGAUCGGACUCUUCAGCUGCUGUUCUCAAAUCCUUUUGCCGAGGAUGGACGAGAGACCAACCUGAAAAACAGUUCUUUUGUGGACUUCGUCAUUGCCUGCUAGAAUGUUUCUUAUGAAUGCCUCUCCUUUGAUAGCUCUGCAGACAAAAUGGGAAUCCUUUGGACAAUCAAGGAGUUGUAGAUACCCUGUUUGCUUCUCUGAAUCUGAAGAGGAUGUUACUAGAGCAUCUGUAAGUGCAAAAGUUCAGAUGAUCAUAAACAACCUGCAAAGUCAAGAGUCUUCCCUGGGUAUGAACAAUGAUUAUGAUUGUAUUACACAGAAAAAACGAAAGGGAGAAAAAAGGGGUAACAGACUUGCAUCUAGUACCCGGGUGCUACAACAGCACACUAAAUAUUCCAAGCGUGGUUGCCCUGCUGAUUCUGAUGGCACAGAAGCGGAAGACAGUUCAGAGUUUGGGACCCUCCUGUUGGAUUCCGAUAGUGAUGAUUCUGUUGAUCGAGACAUAGAGGAAGCCAUUCAAGAGUACUUGAAAAAGAAAAGCAAGAGUAUCCAGCCAUUGCCAAGCAAUGCAGAGUGUUCAGAUAGAACAGAUGUAGACAGGAGGGUCAAAAGGGAACUCUCACAGAAUAAGGUGACUAGUAAUCUACUCCCUAUGAAAUUUAAAGCUGAAAUGGUGACUGAAGGCUUCAUUUCUGACCAUGUGGGAAUUUGUGAAAAGCUACGGUCUGCUUCACCUCUGAGCAUCAGUAGUGAUGACUCUUUUGAACAGAGCAUACAUGCUGAAAUUGUACAGUUCUUGAAUGAAAAGAAACAGCAAGAAACUAAUAAGUGUGUAAUUGUGGAGGAUAAAAACCUAGAACAGAGAGAAACUCAAGUGAAAUCUAUGUUUAAAUAUAACAAAGAAUCAGAUAACAAAGCAAAUCGCAGUACUUUAAAGCAAGGAUGCAAAGCACUCCUCUUAAGGCACCAGCCCAAACUAAGGAAGACCAGUGCACAAUCUAAAUGUUUGAAGUCUAAAAUCAGUGAAGAGCCUAGUGACUUCAGUAAAGCAAACCAGGCACAUUUUAAAAUGACUGCUACUAGCCAACCCUGGGUUGUCGAGCAAAAUAGAGAAAGUGAAGGCAAGAGACAUUUCUGCAAAACCGAAGGAGAACAAAUAAUUGAAAGCACACACUUAUCUGAUUCAAGUAGUGAUGAUGGUAUCGAAGAAGCCAUUCAGCUUUAUCAGCUGGAGAAAAUCAAGAAAGAGGUAAAUCCUACAACAGACUUCCAAAAAGGUGUGGCAGACAUUUCUGCAAGCUUAACAAUUAGCUCAACAAAAUGUGCAUUGGCAGAAGACCAUAAAAAAACCUUAAGCAGCAAAAGGAGGGAGAUGAGUACAAAAUCUACACAAUUUAAAGGCACUGGCAAUGAAUUUAACAAACUGUUUAAGCCGUUGAAAAAAGCCAGAAGUUGUGCAUCUCCAGUAAACAAAAUUGCCAAAUGUGAGCUCACGUUGCAGGCUUCUUGCAGAGCAGACACAUCCGCAGAACUGAUGUGUGCGGAAGCCAUCCUUGACAUUUCCAAAACAAUCAUGCCACCCCAAAUGGGAAGUGAGGACAAAUCAUUUGCAGCAAACCCUUUCUUCUAUCCCCAAAGCAUGCCUUCCUCCCACUGUGAAAGUGACAGCAGCCCUGUAGACAGCGAUGAUAGCAUAGAGCAAGAAAUCAGGGCUUUUUUGGCUCUCAAGGCACAGUCAGAAAAUCUUGUAACAAAACCUGAUAAUUUGUCCCACUCUGUCCAAAGGCCCUUGUCUUCUGAGCGUAACAGUGUAACUGGCGGCCUUGAACCUUCCCUCCCCAAAACACUGAAUCUAUCAUUGAGUCGUAAGAGGAGACUUAAAGGAGAAAGCAAAGUAGCAAAACAGAGCAUAGACAAUAAAACAGAAGGGAUGGAGAUGGGGUGUACCCAUGCGGGUUAUGGUAAUAGCGCCAAAAUGCUAGUUUUGCAAGAUGGGAGUGGCCUGAGCUGUCAUAGAAAAGCCUGUGAAGCUGGAAGGUCUGGUAACAAAGAAACAAGUCAGCAGCUGAUCUCUACAGAAUUCACUGGGCUUGUUGACAAGCACGUAGCAAACAGCCUGAUGCAGGGUCAGAGUAACACAAGAGAACUGAUAAAAAAUACAGUCCAGGCUCAAGAGAGAGAUGGUACAGAUGACAAGAGCAGUUCUCUGGACAGUGAUGAAGAUCUUGAUAGCGCUAUCAAAGACCUCUUAAGGUCCAAGAGGAAACUAAAGAAAAAGUCCAAAGACCAAAAAAUCCAAUGCAAGAAGAAAGUCAGAUUUGGUGACACAGAAACCCAGCUUUUGGAUGAACUCAGUAGCCUCCAGCAAAAGGACUGGAAAUGCAAAAGUCCUAUUCUGCUAAAAAGCUGCCUCUCAAAAUCACGUAAAGAUACUAAGGAAAAUGCAGUUAGAAGCCCCCAGAACAAUGUCAAUGGCAGGCUCUCAAAGGGAAGAUCAGAAAGCAUAAAGGACUUACCAUUUGCUUUGCAGUUUAAAAAAGAAUGUAAACCUAAACCAGUUUGCAACCAGAAUAACUUGGAGUCAGCUAAAAUUAAAAGAUGUUCUUUGACUGCCACUUCAGCAACAGAUGACAGCAGCUCUGUGGAUAGCGACGACAGCAUCGAACAAGAAAUUAGGAAAUUUUUGGCAGAAAAGGCUAAAGACUCUGCAAACAGUAUGGAAAUACGGAGGGAUAACUUAACUGCUGACUCAUUGAGAGUUACCAAACCACGUGCAAAUAAAGGAAAAACAAAGCAUCAGCUAAUCGAAAAUGAGACUAACAUGUUAUCGGGUCAGAGUAAAAAAACUAAAAAGGUAUCUCAGCAAAUAGAUGAAUUGAAAAGUUCUCGGAGAACUGUAGGAGAAAGUGCAAUAAUGCAUGAUGGUGAGAAAAGUGCAUCCUACGCAGAGAACGUGUACCUCCAUACUACUCUGGAGUUGAAGGCUGAGCAAGGGACAGUAUGGACUAAAGGUUUAGCUGCUGGUCCUUUGUCUGUAAAAGGAAAUCCAUUAAGUAAAAAGAGUACUAUAGACCCUAACCCGAAAAGCCUUUCAUCUACACACAGCAAAGGUGAUGGGUGUAAAUUGCAAAAUUACUUUAAUGCUAAGUCUAAUUCCAAAAAAAAUAGCACCUUUCAGUUAAAAAUUUCAAGCAAAUUUAUAGCUGGUCUAAAGUAUGCUCGCGAUAGAAAGAAAUCUGUGCUUUUAAACAAAAGGCAAAAUGUAGAACUUCCACUUCCCCAUAGCAGCACAUUAAGGACUGAGGUAACUCUCCCGAAUAUUUGUGCACUUGAACAAAAAAGUGGAGCACUGGUGCAAAAUGGGGACCUUGGUGGAGAGGGAAAGACAGGAAUAAAAGAAGCAAAUUUUACUCAGAGCCUCAUAGUAGAGGAGACAAGUCUCCAUAUAACAGAAACCUGUGAAAAACUGGAGGCUGCUCCUUUGCAUGUUAAAACUGAAGCAGAUGAUUACAGAAAGGAUAACACUUUGGGAGACAAACAGAUGUAUUGCAGCUCAGAUUCAAAUCCAGAUCCCCAAUUGCAGGAACCCAACAUGGCAGCAGUAAAUGAUGACAGCGUUAGCGUAGGAACAUUUAUUUUUGAGAGCCAAAACACAUACAUUAAGGAAGAGGAAGGAGAGAGCCAGCAAGACAGCAGCAGGCAGGAAGAAAUUAAUGUACCCAACUCUAGUUUGGAAGGUAAAAUGUUAGCCCAGCAAAGUAGGGAAGCUGAUCGUAAAGAGGACCAUGUUCAGGAAACUUUAGACAGAAGUUCGGCAGAAUUUAGUGACAUAGCUGUAGAGGCAUGUACAAGUUCCCUGGUGAAAAGCGAGGUGUCAGAUUUCUUGUGGACAAGGAGUGGGAUCUUUCCUCAGCUUGCCGUAGCAGCUUCUGAAGACUGCUUUGCAGGAGUGGGAGGUAGGCAGAGUUCUUUAAGAACCUCUAUUGAUCCUGGAUUGACAAUACAACCUUAUAUAACUUUAUCUCCAACACAGAUAUGUAAAAAUCUUACUUUAAAAAUCCAGAAUGGAAGGAGAGAAUUCCAGAAAGUGUGCUGCAUGUUUGAAGGCAAAAAGAAAGAAAAAAGAAAAGAAAAGAAGCCUGAUUUGUUUCUCAGGGUCGAAAAGCAAUGGAAAUAACAAAACAAUGCAAAGAAUUGGAAACAAUGGAGGAAAUGAAGACAUGCCCUGAAGUUCUAGAAGAGAAGUGGUAAAUGAGAAAGCAGAAGGCUGAUUUUUUUUCUAAAUUACUUCGGUUUUUCUUUGGAAGCCAUAUGAUAGAUAUUGGAAAUAUAAAGCCUUUGGGUGAAUUUCAGCCCUUGCUUUAUUAUACUUGUUCAACCCCGUUGACAGGUUAUAAAUGAAGGCAGAAUUCUGCCAGGUAUUUCUGUAUUUGAGAUCACCAAUAUUGUGUGGUGUAAUAGUGGAACUACACCAUCGACCUUCUCCAAAAGUCUUUGGGAACUACAAUAGGUUUUAGAUCAGGCACCAUAUAUUUGUAUUUGUUUAUUCUAUGUUCAUGCCUUUAUUAGACUUACUACUCAGUUUCAUAUUUCAGGUGUUUCAUUAUUGAUCUUGUUAACUAGUAACAAAGUAACCUUGCCUUGCUUGUAUUUUUGAAAACUUUGCCCUGUCAUGCUUUAUCAAUUCAGUUUUAUAAGACAGUAUAAAAAUGAUCCAUGUCAGAGUAAAGUUUUCUUAAGAAAAUGUUAUGAAAAAUAUAGGUUGCAGUAUUACCUGAACACAUCUCAUCUAAUAUACCAAAUAUUAUUUUCAGCCAGCUGCUGGCAAUUUUUCAUAGCUUUUAUUUAUAUAUUGCCAGUGUGUUGCACUGUUAAACUAGGAUAGUGUCUCCUCCACAAACAAAGUUCUUGAGAACUAUAAGUGGAAAUACAUGGCACAGUUAGAACUGCAAUGGAGUGUGAUUUAUAUAAAAUGAUGCCGUUUCAUUGGUUGUAUAACUGCAUUUGUUGCAAUAAAACUUUAGAAAAUAUUUAUCUAGGAUUCAUUGCCCUUGUUUGAAUAAUUCAUUAAGAAAUUAUAGUCUUGAGACAGGAAGGAAUAACAAAUGUUCUACAACAAAUCAGUUAACAAUACUAUUUAAAGGGUUAAUAUCUUUGGGAAAACAUGGAUCUUGAGAUAUCCUGGUCAGAUUCUAAACAACAUAGAAACAAAGAUUCAAAAAUUCAUUCAUCGUUUAGUACCAUGCAGUACAUGAGCCAAGAGUUGAAAGGAUCACUUGUGAUUGAAGAAAAGCCUAUUAAGUAUAUCUUUGUUGUAAGCUAUGUUAACUGAACUAUCACUUAAUUAUAAGUAACUAUAUGUUGACUGGAAGGGGUUCAGCAAGGAUUUCUGCCUGAACACCUGAAUAUCAUUUAACCAUAUUAAAUGUGUGUUAAUGGGUGUCUUUUUUUCUAAUAAGUUUAUUCUUGAAAUUCUAUAGUGAUUUUUUCCAGUUCCUUGGUGAACCAUGUUUGUGUUUCCUAGACAGAAGCUUUUGAAACUGUUGACAAUGAAAUUUCUUUAAAAAUUUUGUAUCUCCAAACCUAAAUUUGAGGGUUUAGCUACUUGACAAUCUCUCUCAAACAAAUUUCCCUGAUGACACCUUUUCUCAGCUUUAUGAACACAAUUCCACCUUAAAACUCUUAAUUUUGUAGUUGCUUUGUCAGAUCCUCAUAGGAAAUGUCCUGUUAUCAAGCAAGGUAAUUUUUUUUUCUUGCAGUGGGAAAAACAUACUUUAACAGGACAAGAUUUGACUUUUAAGGUUAAUGUGUUGGAGCAUUUUUGUUAAUCUGCUACCGCUUACUGUACUGUAGGAAUUAUUUUACGGACAGUUUAUCUACUUCUAUUCUUCUAUGCGGUAUCAGCUCAAGUUAUUGGUACCAUUUAAACUACUGUUCCUUGUAGUAGACAAGAGUCCAUGUCACAGAAGUCACCAUUGUAACUGGUACAGAUUGUGUUCAAUAAAUGUCUGUUCUGUAUUUAAGAAUAAAAACUGAUGAUUAUUCAUA